GGAGGUCGGGGGCAAAUGGCCGCUGCCGCCGCCGAGCUGUGCUCCGUCUCGGUCGCGGCCUGCCUGCUGCUGGCCUGCGGCUACGUGGGCAGCCUGUACGUAUGGAGGAGCCCUUUGCCCAGGGACCAUCCGACAGUCAUCAAAAGGCGGUUCACCAGCGUCCUCAUAGUCUCAGCACUUUCCCCUUUAGGCCUCUGGAUAUGGCGGGAAUAUACAGGUAACAAGACAGGUCCCUCGCUGCUAUCACUGAUGGGGUUCCGCUUGGAGGGGGCUUUGGCUGCUGCCUCUCUACCGCUCCUGCUGACGAUGGUGUUGUUCUUUGGCCCACUCAUUCAGCUGUGUAUGGAUCUUCCGUGGGGCUUUGUGGACGGGGUGAAGGUUCUUAUUGACGUGCGGUUCUGGGUGCAGUGUGUGACGGACAUGCGGUGGCUGAGGAACCAGGUGGUGGCGCCGUUGACAGAGGAGCUGGUCUUCCGAGCCUGUAUGCUGCCCAUGCUGGUGCCCUGCACCGGCCUCAACCGGGCCAUCUUCACCUGCCCGCUCUUCUUUGGCGUCGCUCAUUUCCACCACGUCAUUGAGCUGCUCAAAUUCAGGCAAGGGACGGUCUCUGGAAUCUUUCUAUCUGCAGUUUUCCAGUUCUCCUACACUGCCGUGUUUGGGGCCUACACAGCAUUCAUUUUCAUCCGGACAGGUCACCUGAUCGGGCCGGUUCUCUGCCACUCCUUCUGUAACUACAUGGGAUUCCCAGCCAUCGGAGCUGCUUUCGAUCACCCCCAGAAGCUCACCAUCCUGCUCUUCUACCUGCUCGGAGUCUCCCUCUUCUUCCUGCUCCUCUUCCCCAUGACCGAUCCCGUCUUCUUCGGGGAACUUCCCGUCUGCCAGCUCACCAAACCAGACACCGGGCUGUCCAUCUGCACCUGA
This is a messenger RNA of Callorhinchus milii (elephant shark), 921 nucleotides long. RefSeq names its product Ras converting CAAX endopeptidase 1a (gene rce1a). The record is from RefSeq and is a predicted model, not a curated record. The transcript has 8 exons. Bases 16 to 921 code for a protein of 301 amino acids. Gene Ontology annotation, molecular function: metalloendopeptidase activity. Gene Ontology annotation, biological process: CAAX-box protein processing. NCBI's taxonomy places the organism in Eukaryota, Metazoa, Chordata, Chondrichthyes, Chimaeriformes, Callorhinchidae. Gene Ontology annotation, cellular component: endoplasmic reticulum membrane.